AUGGCUGCUCAUGAAUUUAAACAUGAUUUCGAUCGUCGAUUUGCCAGUGAUGAUGAUCAUGAGAAUGAUGAUGGUGGUGAAUUUCAUGAUAUUGUAAUCGAAGGAAAAGGCUUCACAGAAUCUACUAGUUUAGAGUUACUUUUUAGAAAAGUGAAGUCUGAUGAAGAAGCUUGUGAAUUAUACAAUUCAUAUGCUUUUAAGCAUGGAUUCGCAUACAUCCAGUUUGAUGUUGAUAAGGAGUCUGGUUUAUAUUGCGUGGUGAAACAUGAAAUGGAGCAUAAUCACAGUAGGGUUCCCGUUUCAAAGAGACAUUUGAUAAGAUCUCACAGAAAGGUUAGUGGUGAUCAGCUUGCCAUGGUUACUAGUUUGUCUGAAAAUGGUAUACCUAUUGCUGAUGCAUAUCGUGUUAUAAGGGAUCAAGCUGGCUGUGAAGCCAAUCUUAGUUUUCUUCAAAGAGAUCUUUAUGUUGCUUUGAGUGGGGAAAAGAAAAAGAAUUUUGAUGGUUGUGACACAAAACAAUUGAUUUCUUACUUUAAAGAAAGGAAGUCAAAGGAGUAUGUUUUUUACUAUGAUUUUGAUGUUGAUGAAAAAGGUCAUCUACAGUCCUUUUUCUUUUGUGAUAGUAGGAUGAAAGUUGAUUAUGAUGCAUUUGGAGAUCUUUUGGUACAUGAUACUACAUAUCGGACAAAUAAAUACGGUAUGAUAUGUGGUCCUUUUGUUGGCAUGAAUCACCAUAACAAGAAUGUCAUGUUUGGUAUUGGAUUUGUGAUCAAUGAAAAGUGGGAGUCUUUUGAGUGGCUAUUCAACACUUUUUUGAGAUCAAUGGGUGACAAACAUCCAAUCACUAUAAUGACCGACCAAGCUCAAUCAAUGGCUAAAGCCAUUAGGAUUGUAUUUCCUAAUAGUCGUCAUCGAUUAUGUACUUGGCACAUUGGAGAGAAUGCUAAAAAGAACAUCAAGGGACUAAGAGCAAAGGAAGGUUUCAAUGAUUUAUUUGAUAUUUUUUUGAAGUACACUGAUACAAUGGCUGAGUUUGAGCAUUAUUGGUCCAGCAUGCUUACCAAAUACAAGUGCAAUGAUAACAAAUGGCUCAACAACUUGCAUAACAUUCGGGAGAUGUGGUGUCCUGCAUAUUCAAAAGACUAUUUUAGUGGAGGAAUUCUUUCUUCUCAAAGGAGUGAAACAAGAAAUAAAUCUGUUUCACGUAGACUUCACUUCACCCAUGGUUUAUGUGAUUUUUACAAGACUUUCAUUGAGGUUGUUGAAGAGUGGAGGAGAAAAGAAAAUGACCAUGAUUACGGUAGUAUCACGGGAAAUCGUCAUUUGGUUUGGGCUGAUGUUGGUCUGUUGGAGCAUGCUAGAAGAAUUUACACCAUUCAAAUGUAUCUUCAAUUUGAAGAUAACUUUGUAAAUGGUGUUCCAUGCACCGCUAGGGUUAUUGCAAUGCAGCCUCCUCUUUACGAGUAUCAUGUUGGACAUCCCAAAAGGAACUUGAUUGCACACACGGUAACUUUUGAUGAGUCAGAGGUUACGGUUGAUUGUACUUGUAAGUACUUUGGUGAAGUUGGGUUACUUUGCAAGCAUACCCUUCGUGUUCUUCAUCUCAACAAUGUGACCUACAUACCAAAAAGAUAUAUCUUGAAAAGGUGGACUAAGGCAGCUAUGUGCACUAAGGUGGAUGACCAUGUUGCUGAAAAAGAUGGUGUGACACCUUCAAGUGUUUGGAUACUACAAUAUGUAAGGACUUUCAUUCGUUUAAUUGAUCGUGGACAACAUGAUUUAAGCACUCGUAAUGUAAUUGAAGAAGCUAUUAAUGAGUGUGCUAGUAGAAUUGAAAUAUUGUUGAGAAAAGAUGGAAAUGAAGAGGGUCACGGGAAAGAAAAUGAUGAUAACACAGAUGCUCAAGCUGCUGCCCAAUGCUUGGAAAGUGGUAAUCUAUUAGAGCCACAAGAUGUGAUUCAAGCUAAUGUCUUUCAAGACUCACCAACAUCUGCUGAAAAACCCAUUGAAAAUGAGAAGGAAUGUAUGGUAAAAGACCCCAUUAGAAGGAGGAAGAAAGGACAAAAGAACAUCCGACUUAAGAGCACACAAGAAAAAAUAUGCAACAAGCUAAAAGGGCAGAAGAUUAAGUCAUGGAAGAAGAAAAGUGCAAAGGGUGUGUCUAUAAUAAAAAAGAAAGCACAAGAUACAAUAAAGGACUCUUUAACAGUUCUUGAAGGAAAUACAUUGGCUCAUUCUUCUUUGUUUGGUGGUUCAAUUGAGUAUUUUGAACCUGAUGAAUAUUUUGAAGUACAUGUUACACCAUUUACAUAA
Chenopodium quinoa (quinoa) is the source of this 2313-nucleotide messenger RNA. Its product is annotated as protein FAR1-RELATED SEQUENCE 9-like. The record is from RefSeq and is a predicted model, not a curated record. NCBI's taxonomy places the organism in Eukaryota, Viridiplantae, Streptophyta, Magnoliopsida, Caryophyllales, Amaranthaceae. Gene Ontology annotation, biological process: regulation of DNA-templated transcription. The transcript is spliced from 6 exons. Gene Ontology annotation, molecular function: zinc ion binding. Bases 1 to 2313 code for a protein of 770 amino acids.